This is a messenger RNA of Patiria miniata (bat star), 1431 nucleotides long. RefSeq names its product peptidase M20 domain-containing protein 2-like. The transcript has 3 exons. Gene Ontology annotation, molecular function: dipeptidase activity. Bases 91 to 1320 code for a protein of 409 amino acids. NCBI's taxonomy places the organism in Eukaryota, Metazoa, Echinodermata, Asteroidea, Valvatida, Asterinidae. The record is from RefSeq and is a predicted model, not a curated record.
UUGACAGCGCUAUAUGCAGUGCAACUGAACUUGUCAGCAGUGCGGUGAAGACAUUUGGCGAUUUUUUGGUCUGAAAGUACCGAAGAAAUCAUGGAGGUUUAUUUCGAAAACGCCAAACAGUCCAUCGAUGACCAGGAAAAGCAGCUGUGGGACCUGGGCCACGAAAUCUGGCGGAAUCCCGAGCUGGGCCGCCAGGAGUUCCACGCUCACCGACUGUUGACGUCGUUCUUACGGGAGCGUGGUUUCGAGGUGGAGGAGCAGUACAUCGCCCCGACGGGCUUCCGCGCGUCGUUUGGUGCGGUGGACCGGGAGUCCACGGGCAAACUCCACGUCUGUCUGCUGUGCGAGUACGAUGCUUUGCCGGAGCUGGGUCAUGCAUCGGGCAGGAAUCUCAUCGCUGAGGCCACUGUGGCUGCCGCUUUGGGAAUCAAGGCGGUGAUCGAGAAGAACAGCAACGGCAAACGACUGGGAAAGGUGACUGUCCUGGGAUGCCCCGACCAAGAAGGCAACGGCACCAAAAUCGAUGCAAUCAACCAGGACUUCUUCAAGGACAUCGACCUCGCCAUGACUGUCACACCUUACAGCGCCAACAUCAGCAAGCCCACCAUGCUGACCAUCAUGCGUGUCACGUUGUCGUACCACGGGAAAACGGCGCACGCCUCAGCCCAGCCCUGGGAAGGCCGCAACGCCCUGGACGCGGCCGUGCUGUGCUAUAACAAUAUAUCCGUUAUGCGGCAGCAGCUGAAACCCCACAUGCAGAUCCAUGGUGUGAUCACCAGUGGGGGCGUCAAACCAAACAUCAUCCCUGAGAACACAGAGAUGAAGUUCUACCUGCGGGCCAGGGACCACAUUGACAUGGCCUUCCUCCAACAGCGAGCAAAUGCUGCCUUCGUCGCGGCGGCCAAGGCCACCCACUGCGAGAUCGAGUUCAACUUCACCGACCACCCCUACUCCAAUCUUCUCUCCAACGACGCUUUGGCCAAGUCUUACCAAAAACACGCCGAGUCCAUGGGUGUGGAGUUCACAACAAAAUGCGAUCUUCUGACCACGCCCGUUGGCUCCUCCGACGCCGGCAACGUCUCCCAUGUCGUGCCCUGCAUCGUGCCAGCCUUCGACGUAGAGGGCGGUGUUGUCAACCACACCUCGGAAUUCACAGCGGCUGCAGGGGAGGAGGCUGCCCACUCCAGCUCAAUACGUGUAGCCAAAGCCUUAGCCAUGACGGCCAUUGAGGCUAUGAAUGACAUAGCUGUAAUAAACAAAGUCAGGGAAGACUUCACAGCUGUUCAUGGGGAUUCCACUGCUCUGACCAGUUGGAACUGAAUGCAAUGUUUGACCUACAAUGUGGACAUCCAAAUUUCACCAAAUAUUCCUUCUAUUUUCUUGGAACAGUGUUUGCAGUCAAUAGAUUGCCUCAGGAAAAUGAGGAAGCCA